Mucor mucedo is the source of this 1435-nucleotide messenger RNA. Its product is annotated as P-loop containing nucleoside triphosphate hydrolase protein. Gene Ontology annotation, biological process: vacuole organization; endosomal transport. The coding region runs from base 60 to 1391 and encodes 443 amino acids. The record is from RefSeq and is a predicted model, not a curated record. Lineage: Eukaryota; Fungi; Mucoromycota; Mucoromycetes; Mucorales; Mucoraceae. Gene Ontology annotation, molecular function: ATP binding; ATP hydrolysis activity. The transcript has 6 exons.
UUUUUUUUUUUCUCAUCCUUUUUGUUUUAAAUUUAUUUUAAAAAGCCAUUGUAUACAUAAUGUCAAACACAGACUUUCUUACGAAAGCCAUUGACAUUGCGAAAAGGGCAACCGAAGAAGAUCACAAAGAAAACUAUAAAGAAGCUUAUAGUUUAUACCAAAACUGUUUAGAAUACUUUAUGACAGCAAUCAGAUACGAGAAGAAUGACAAGUUAAAGGAACGCAUUCGUGUUAAACUUAUGGAAUAUUUAAACAGAGCCGAAACGUUGAAAGAGUUUUUGAACUCACAAGAAGAAACCAAACAAGCAUCGAGUCCUACUGGUAAAAAUGGAGCUGCAGUGGGUAAAACAAAAAAAGUUGGUUCAGAGAAAGCAGACGAAAAUGAAGACGACGCUGAUAUGAAAAAGAUGCGAGCCAAUCUCAGUGGUGCUAUUUUGACCGAGAAGCCAAAUGUCAGUUGGAACGAUGUAGCUGGUUUGGAAUUGGCCAAGGAAGCACUCAAGGAAGCCGUCAUCCUUCCCAUCAAGUUUCCUCAUCUUUUCACAGGUCAACGUAAGCCUUGGCGAGGCAUUUUACUCUACGGACCUCCAGGUACAGGUAAAUCUUAUUUGGCCAAGGCCGUUGCUACCGAAUCCAACGCCACCUUCUUUUCGGUCUCUUCCUCUGAUUUGGUUUCCAAAUGGUUAGGUGAGAGUGAACGUUUAGUCAAACAGCUAUUUCAGAUGGCAAGAGAGAGUAAACCUGCCAUUGUAUUUAUCGAUGAAGUGGAUUCUCUAUGUGGUUCCAGAGGUGAGGGUGAAUCCGAGGCUUCACGUCGUAUCAAGACCGAAUUUUUGGUUCAAAUGAACGGUGUUGGAAAUGACAUGGAUGGUGUGCUUGUGCUUGGUGCUACAAAUAUACCUUGGCAAUUAGAUGCUGCUAUUAGAAGAAGAUUUGAAAGACGUAUUUAUAUUCCUCUCCCCGAAGUAGGCGCUCGUGCUAGUCUGUUCGCUUUAAAUAUCGGAAAUACACCAUGUACCUUAGGACAAGCAGAAUACAAGCAGCUUGCUGACUUGACAGAUGGAUACUCUGGAUCGGAUAUUGCGGUCUUAGUCCGAGAUGCAUUAAUGCAACCUAUUCGUAAAGUGCAAUCGGCUACUCAUUUCAAGGCAGUUCAAGCACCCUGUAGAAACAAUCCUGGCAUGAUGCGCGAAUACUUCACUCCUUGUUCACCAGGUGAUCCUGAUGCACAAGUGAUGAAUUGGAUGAAUAUUGAAGGAGAUCAACUGUUGGAGCCUGAAUUAACCAUUCAAGACUUUUUAAAGGCCGUUCAAAGUUCUCGACCUACCGUUAAUGAGGCUGGUAUUACACAGCAUGUUGAAUUUACCCAAGAUUUUGGUCAAGAAGGAUAACAUCAUAAUAAAAUAAUUACAUGAUUUUUUUUUUAUUGUUAAAA